AUGGUGGACAUGAUGAAACAGCAUGAUAGGUAAUCACAUGAUGUUUCCCUAGGCCUAGGGCAUCUCUGUAAACACUGUACAGCUUUAUUCCAGAUGGCCACAGUGUGAUGGCAGUUCUGUUAGCUUCUCAACGUUAACUUUAGUACAAAGUCUUCCUCACCCUGACAGAACAGGACAGCAAAGUGUUGACAGGUCUCCAAUCUUCCACUGCUCCCUAAAAUCCAGCAUAAAGAAAAUACAUUUUCUUCCCACAUAAUUACUCAUGCUUCUGUGUGGGUCUACAGGCUCAUAGCAAACACACACACACACACACACACACUGACACACACAGACGUGCACACACACACUCACACACACACACGCACAAACAAACGUUGGACUAUGUUAGUAAUGAGAUGAUGAAUCACUAGAAAUUGAGCUCCAGAGAGAGAGAGUCAUGCCGGAAGUAAGAAUACACUGUGUUCUCCACAGUCAUCAACAAUCAGGAUGUAUACGUGUUAUAACUUAGUUCUCUUGUUUUCAACCCUGUUUGUUAUAUGUUGUGUUAUAUGUCAUGUUAUAUGUCAUGUUAUAUGUUAUGUUAUAUGUCAUGUUAUAUGUUAUGUUAUAUGUUAUGUUAUAUGUUAUGUUAUGUUAUAUGUCAUGUUAUAUGUUAUGUUAUAUGUCAUGUUAUAUGUUAUGUUAUAUGUCAUAUUAUAUGUAAUGUUAUAUGUCGUGUUAUAUGUCAUGUUAUAUAUCAUAUUAUAUGUUUUGUUAUAUGUCAUGUUAUAUGUCGUGUUAUAUGUCGUGUUAUAUGUCAUGUUAUAUGUCAUGUUAUAUGUUAUGUUAUAUGUUAUGUUAUAUGUCAUAUUAUAUCUCAUGUUAUAUGUUAUGUUAUAUGUCAUGGUAUAUGUUAUGUUAUAUGUCAUAUUAUAUGUAAUGUUAUAUGUCGUGUUAUAUGUCAUGUUAUAUAUCAUAUUAUAUGUUUUGUUAUAUGUCAUGUUAUAUGUCGUGUUAUAUGUCGUGUUAUAUGUCGUGUUAUAUGUUGUGUUAUAUGUCACGUUAUAUGUCAUGUUAUAUGUCAUGUUAUAUGUCGUGUUAUAUGUCAUGUUAUAUGUCAUGUUAUAUGUCAUGUUAUAUGUCGUGUUAUAUGUCGUGUUAUAUGUCGUGUUAUAUGUCAUAUUAUAUGUCAUGUUAUAUGUUGUGGUAUAUGUUAUGUUAUAUGUUGUGUUAAUUGUUGUUAUAUGUCACGUUAUAUGUUGUAUUAUACAGUACGAGUCAAAAGUUUGGACACCCCUACUCAUUCCAGGGUUUUUCUUUAUUUUUACUAUUUUCUACAUUGUAGAAUAAUAGUGAAGACAUCAAAACUAUGAAAUAGCACAUAUGGAAUCAUGUAGUAAACAAAAAAAAAGUGUUAAACAAAUCAAAAUAUUAUUUUAUAUUUGAGAUUCUUCAAAUAGCCAUCCUUUGCCUUGAUGACAGCUUUGCACACUCUUGGCAUUCUCUCAGCCAGCUUCACCUGGAAUGCUUUUCCACACCUCCUCCUCCAUGCUUGGUCCUCUGUAGCUCAGCUGGUAGAGCACGACGCUUGUAACGCCAAGGUAGUGGGUUCGAUCCCCGGGACCACCCAUACAAAAAAAUGUAUGCACGCAUGACUGUAAGUCGCUUUGGAUAAAAGCGUCUGCUAAAUGGCAUAUUUAUUAUUUUAUUUAUUUAUUACGGUGGGAAAUACACAUGCGGAGAUCAUCCGUUCACCCACUCCGCGUCUCACAAAGACAUGGCGGUUGGAACCAAAAAUCUCCAAUUUGGACUCCAGACUAAAGGACACAUUUCCACCGGUCUAAUGUCCAUUGCUUGUGUUUCUUGGCCCAAGCAAGUCUCUUUUUAUUAUUGGUGUCCUUUAGUAGUGGUUUCUUUGCAGCAAUUCGACCAUAAAGGCCUGAUUCACACAGUCUCCUCUGAACAGUUGACGUUCUACUUGAACUCUGUGAAGCAUUUAUUUGGGAUGCAAUUUCUGAGGCUGGUAACUCUAAUGAACGUAUCCUCUGCAGCAGAGGUAAAUAUGGAGACUGUUUAGUGACAAAAAUAAGGGGUUAAAUACAUGUACAAAAUAAAAUAAAAUCCUGAUCUUUCUUAUAUCGCUCAGCUAUAGGAUAGACACUUCUGAACAAAUUUCCUAUAGAUUUUUUUUUGGGGGGGAUGUAUGUUGUUCCAUGUAGUGAAUCUGUUAUUCAAUGCGUUUGUAUGGGCUAAUAGCAGUAAGGACACAUUUUUUUCUCAUCAAGUCAUUUUUUUAUACAUUUUUUUGAUACUUCAAGGGGUCAUAAAAUUCCAAAACAAAUAGCAAAUUGAUCCUUGGUAUGACCUAAUAAAAACAAUUCCAUAUAGCUUAGUUUAUAACUUCGCCUGGCAUUCAGAAUUUUUUUUUGUGUGACCGAACAGCCGAAAAAAAACCUAACCAAAGUCCAAAACGAACAGAAACCGUCUCAAAAUGUCGUCAUAAUAUAUGCACUAACUCUACCGAACUGUUUCCUGCCCCGGAGCAGGUUAGAUCUGAAGGAUUCGUUGCCAUAGAUUUACCUGGCUAAAAGGUGAGCCACAUUCGUGCUAAGGGAGCGUGGGGUAAAAUGAGCCAAAACGGUAAAUUGAGCCACCCUUGUUUGUAGGAAACCAUACAGAAAAUGAAUGGUAUGACCCAAAUUAAAUUCGUACUAUAGGGCUUAGCCAGGGUUGGGCUCAAUUCAGAAUUUUGGAAUUUACUCUAUUUAACUAAUGAGUUGAAAUUCGAAUUGAAUUGGCCACACCCCACAGGAUGUACAGUAUAAUUUGAAUUUGAGUUUGAGUGACAGGAAGUAGAAUUUAAUUCAGGUGCAAUUAAAAUAAAUUCCACUCAGUCAUAGAACAUGAGAGUUUCAUUGAAUCUGACAGGUCACACUUCCAGAUACCAAAGAAUAUAUCACUUUUCUCUGGAAACAAUGUUCAUUUACUCUUUUAACCUUAGUGUUUAGAAUAGCCAAGUAUAUUUCCACCAAACAUUUCAUUUGUUUUGCUUCUUUUGAAGGCUUUAUGACCAACUUGAGGGUUAAACUAAUGCAUUCAGGGAAAUGUAGUAUUAUCCCCAUAUUGAGCAAAAUGUAAGUGAUUAAUUAAAUAGAAUAACUUAGAAUAUUCGCAUACAGGUUUUCUUUUCCAUCAAUAUUUUAUACGCAUGUAUAUAACGAUACGUUUGAUGUUUUAUGUACUGUAUUGUUGGCUAUCUAUCACAAAUUCCCAAUUGCGCUUUUUUAUUGAUCAAAUUAAUUAAUCUGGCCGAUGAGACAAGUAUCCCUAAAUGAUGUCAUAUCCGCUUUGCAGGUCCCUGUACAUCGCUGAUGUUUCACCACCCCGGUUCCGCUGCCACAAACUUUUCCAGCUCGUACUCAGUCACCAGCGGCUGGUGCUGUCUGUCGCGCGUUCCGAGCAGCGGUGAACGUGAUUACUCGUCUGAUGGCAUUGAUCUACCCCUCGCUCUUUCUCGGGAGUCGUUAAACAGCCGGGCAUUUGACCGUUUUUUAACAGGCAGAACCACCAGUCAUCCUCCGACGUGCUUGAAACAUACAGAGGAACAGGAGGCGACCCGUUUGUGGGCAGAAUGCGGGCGCUAUCCGUGGUGCCGAAUCCGCUGCUGUUUCUACUGCUGUUCAGCUAUUAUCCUUCUGUGGUGAGUUGAGUUCCACUGACUGCCUGUUUCAUCGCCAAGACACUGCGUGAGGAGUUAGGCUAUUGGCUAGAUUAAAACAACUGCAUAAUUAUAGUUUUAGGCGGAUAGACUGAUACAAUGUUGUGAUUUGAAGUUCGUAUUACAACGUGUUGAGAACACAAAUACAAGCUUCAAUCGCUUUCUCUGAGGGGCUGUGAAUGGAGAAACUUGUUUAAUUGUUUGAAACAUCUGUAAGCCAUUCAGUGGCUUUUACAGGGAUAGAAAGAAACAGGAAUGUAAUGCUUCUCCCUCCUCUUAACUGUUGCAUUGGUGGGUUUUCAAUUCAUUUUUCUUUAUACAUUCAAGGGGCAAAUUUAGUAGAACACUCUUAAUGGAAGUUCCCUAGUCUGCAGUGUUUAAAUUGCACUAAUUAAUGACUGUUAAGACACGGGAGAAACAGACAUCUGCGUUUUACUUGUCAUGUCUGUCAGCAGAUUGUUCACCACCACAUCUCGCUCUCUUCUCUGCCCUCGUCUCUCAUAUCUGCUGAGGCGAUAUCUAUAGAGAUUCGAUCGAGAUCUCUCCGGCUCUCUAUGACUGCUGCAGAUCUAUCUGUCGCUUCCGAGGCUCGUCUCGAUCUAAAAUUACACGUGAUCCUCUCAUACUACUCUCUUCGCUCUCUUCACUCUCUAUCUCUCUCGCUCUCUCUCUCUCCGUACAUCUCCUAAUCCCCCUCUCUCUCCCCCCCUCUCUCUAUCCUCUCUCUCUGUCUCCCUUUGCCAACAACACUGUAUAUGGUUGUAUUCUGAUAUUGAUUCUUGGAAGUUGCCAGAGAAGUAACUGUCUUUUUUAAUGGUGGGUUCAAUCAUUAUACAACACAAUUACACUGACCAAUUUCCUAUUGGCUCUAAUAGAAAGACCAUCUAAAACAACUUUAAUGGGGAAGGGGGCCACAAAGAAUCUGAACUCAUCACGAGGGACCACAGUAGCUCGCAGGUCUGCGUACCCGCAUCCAUUCACACACAUGGAAUCAGAGCCAGGCCUUUUGGGGGGCCUUAAGCAACAUUUUGUUGGGAGGCACCUCCACAACCUGAGAGCAAAAUAUUUUAGCCGCCCCCACUCUUGACAGAGUAGAGAAACGUUUGAAGUUUUAGAGUUUAUUUCAUGCAAUUCUGCACAUUUUGCCAUAGGGUGGAGAGAAAUGUUUGUCAGGGUGUUAUAGUGGCAGUCUAUUCAUCAGAACAUAAAGCAUUGUCAGGGUGUUAUAGUGGGCUAUCCGUAUUGGAUCUGGUGCAGCUGGAUGUGAAUGUGGAGGGAACACCUUUCUCCCAAAGUGUACACUUGUUCACUUCCCUUCACUAAUUUCAAAGGAAAUGACUGGUAUAUGGAAACUCCCUCUAGCUCUCCACCAUUCCGAUGCUUUUAAAUGUAUGGUAGGUAGUGAACGAGUGCACACUUGAGGAGAAAGGAGAGAUUAUUGGGAACACAGCCAAGAUGUACGCACAAGGAGGAGGAAGUGACCAUUUCACCCACAGAGACUUGACUAGCUGGCCUCCAAUGUAAGCUUUUCAAAUCACACUGAAAAGAACUAUGAGCGUAAGGUUUUUCCUUGGUCAAUUUGGCAUUAUGAAAAAAGAUCCAGGUUUCAUCAACUGCCAAAUGCCAAGAGACUGACUCGCUGACUCAUAACUUGAUAGUCCUGAAUAAAUGAAGCGGCCUCACAAUGAACACACUGCACAUGCCCUGAAACUCUUUCAGUGUGAGAGCCAGCACUUUAUUUUUCUAUAUUUUCACUGCUCGGCUGAUCUCUAUUCAUUGUGAAUGUCUCAUACCAGAUAUGUGAACUUUGUGGCGAAUAGAGAUUGAAAAUGUAUUUGCCCAUCAGAUGGUCACACUCUGACCGGGGUAAAUCCAUUUAGAAUUCAAUCACUUUUUGACAGAAUGCCUUUUGAUUUAAAGAAAACUUUCCGUACAUGUUUGCCCAUGGAAGAAGUGGUCAGAAAAUGACUUUUUGGACCUGAAUGCCAAAACAUUCAAGAGAUAAAGGUGUUCAAAGUUGACCUAUUUUUCAUACCCCACCAUACCAUGAAACAUCCACGUCUUCAUCACUGGAAAAGAUAAACGGUUGAGAUUGAUAUCAUUUAAAUGCUUACAAACAGGGAUGACAAACUAUUUCAUUAUUUCUUGAAGAAACUGUUUUGGCCCAGUGCAGUCAACAUUUUUUGCCCCAACACAGUCAGAAACAUGUUUUUCCGGUGUUUUAUAUAUACACUGCUCAAAAAAAUAAAGGGAACACUUAAACAACACAAUGUAACUCCAAGUCAAUCACACUUCUGUGAAAUCAAACUGUCCACUUAGGAAGCAACACUGAUUGACAAUACAUUUCACAUGCUGUUGUGCUUACAGCCCAACACCGUGCAGGAUGUUUGGCAUUUGCCAGAGAACACCAAGAUUGGCAAAUUCGCCACUGGCGCCCUAUGCUCUUCACAGAUGAAAGCAGGUUCACACUGAGCACAUGUGACAGACGUGACAGUCUAGAGACGCCAUGGAGAACGUUCUGCUGCCUGCAACAUCCUCCAGCAUGACCGGUUUGGCGGUGGGUCAGUCAUGGUGUGGGGUGGCAUUUCUUUGGGGGGCCGCACAGCCCUCCAUGUGCUCGCCAGAGGUAGCCUGACUGCCAUUAGGUACCGAGAUGAGAUCCUCAGACCCCUUGUGAGACCAUAUGCUGGUGCGGUUGGCCCUGGGUUCCUCCUAAUGCAAGACAAUGCUAGACCUCAUGUGGCUGGAGUGUGUCAGCAGUUCCUGCAAGAGGAAGGCAUUGAUGCUAUGGACUGGCCCGCCCGUUCCCCAGACCUGAAUCCAAUUGAGCACAUCUGGGACAUCAUGUCUCGCUCCAUCCACCAACGCCACGUUGCACCACAGAUUGUCCAGGAGUUGGCGGAUGCUUUAGUCCAGGUCUGGGAGGAGAUCCCUCAGGAGACCAUCCGCCACCUCAUCAGGAGCAUGCCCAGGCAUUGUAGGGAGGUCAUACAGGCACUUGGAGGCCACCCACACUACUGAGCCUCAUUUUGACUUGUUUUAAGGACAUUUCAUCAAAGUUGGAUCAGCCUGUAGUGUGGUUUUCCACUUUAAUUUUGAGGGUGACUCCAAAUCCAGACCUACAUGGGUUGAUAAAUUUGAUUUCCAUUGAUAAUUUUUGUGUGAUUUUGUUGUCAGCACAUUCAACUAUGUAAAGAAAAAAGUAUUUAAUAAGAUUAUUUCAUUCAUUCAGAUCUAGGAUGUGUUGUUUAAGUGUUCCCUUUAUGUUUUUGAGCAGUGUAUAUCCACACAAUGAGGUUGGAAUAAUACUGUGAAAUUGUGAAAAUAAUGAUAAUGCCCUUUUAGUGUAAGAGCUGUUUGAAAAGACUGUCUGAAAUUUCAGCCUGUUUUGGUGGGAUGGAGUUUUGGCCUGCCUGGUGACAUCACCAGGUGGUAAAUUAGUUAAUAGACCAAUAAGAAAGAGAGUUCCAAACCUAUCUGCCAAUAACAGCUAGUUUUCAGUUUCCCCCUCCCCACUCAGACCACUCCCAGACAGUCCCAGCAAAAUUAUUGCUUGAGAAAUUGCUCUCUGCUAAGAAGCUAUUUUUGUUUCUUUUUGACCAUUUUAAUUGAAAACAAUCACAGUAAGGUACUUAAUAGUUACCCAGAAAUGAUUUGAUAUUGAGAUAAAAAAUAAAAAAACAGCUGCAUUGGACCUUUUAAUAUAAAUUAUGACAUUAUUUUCAUCUUUAUCGUCAAUUAUCUAAAAAAAACACGGAAACUCACUUUUUAUUUUUUAUUUUUUUAUAUUCGCAUAUGUUGUAGCUUAGACCCUACUUCACAUUAUCUGAGGUUUUUGUGUUGUGCUCGCCAUUGGUUGAGACGUAACAUGCUCUUGAAUACCGGAUGGGUGUCAUUUCAAUCAUAUAAAUAGUUUCAUAGAAUGGACCUAUACCUUCAGACCACCGCAAUUCAACUGGUUGGAAUUUUUUAUUGAAUUGAAAUCAUAACUUCUUAUUAAUACCACAAAGAUGGCCGCCGGUCCACCCACCAUCGAAUGUCAACUUAAAUGGUCACGUCUAUUGUAUUAUGUAUAGAGUAUUUCUAUCAUUUCAAUAGGUUUCCUAUGGAGGAUUUUAACAGUAUCGUUUUAAAACAACUGAUAUGCCCAUUCAAGUCAACAUUGUCUGAUGUGUGUGUGACCUCCAACCAUCAUUGUGGUACCAUUUGAAAGUACAUUUAUCAGCCAAAACUUGACACCCAACCUGUAUUCAAAAGCAUGUUGUGCUCAACCGAUGGCGGCCACAACAUGAAACCUCCGAUUAUGUAAAAUAGGGUCGGCUACAACAAAAAAUAAUCGUAGUCUAUGCAUUUUUAGAUAAUUGAUGUUUAAGGUUAAAAGAUGACAUCCUUUAAAUUUUUUAACGUAUUUUAAGAAAUAAUACAAUUGUUAGAAAACCCUGUUUGUAAGCAUUUAAAUGAUAUCAAUCUCAACCGUUUAUCUUUUCCAGUGAUGGUAUGGUGGGGUAUGCAAAAAGGGUUAACUUUGAGCACCUUUAUCUCUUGAAUGUUUUGGCAUUCAGGUCCAAAAAGUCACUUUCUGAGCACUUCUACAAUGGGCAAAUAUGUAUGGAAGGUUUUGUUCAAAUCAAAAGGGAUUCUGUCAAAAAUGGAUUGUGUUGAAAUAGAUUUACCCACUGGUCCUUCAAAGCUUCUGUAGUGGAAAUGGAGUGUGGAGAGACAAGGGGUGCAGAUUUCACCUUUACAUAAUUUUAGACACAACCAUAACCAUAAAGAUACUAUGUGUUAGCCAAUGGCCACAUGAUGGGACUCUUGCAUUGGUUAUUUAUUGUUAGGAGGAAUAUCCAUCAGAGACCAUUUUACUGUGUAAUGAACUCACUUGAGCAUUGUGUGUGUGUGUUUGUGUGUGUGCAUACGUUUGUUGUGUGUGUGCGUGUGUGUGUGUGUGUGCGUGUGUGCGUGUGUGUGUGUGUGCAUACGUUUGGUGUGUGUGUGCGUGUGUUGUGUGUUGUGUGUGUGUGCGUGUGUGUGUGGGUGUGUGUGUGUGUGUGUGGGUGUGUGUGGUGUGGUGUGUGUGUGGUGUGUUGUGUGUGUGCAUAAGUUUGGUGCGUGUGUGUGUGAGUGUGUUGUGUGUGUGCAAUAAGUUUGUUGUGUGUGUGUGUGUGCGUGGUGUUGUGUGUGUGGGUGUGUGUGUGUGUGGUGUGUUGUGUGUGUGGUGUGUGUGUGUGUGUGUGUGUGUGUGUGUGGUGUUGUGUGUGUGGUGUGGUGUGUGUGUGUGUGUGUGUGUGUGGUGACAUCAGGAAUGUGUGUGUGGUGGAGUGUGUUUGGGUGUGUGUGGGGUGUUUGUGUGUGGUGGUUGAGACUUCAGGGAGGCUGUGGUGUUGAGGUCUGGGAUGCAGUGCCUGUACUGUACGUGGUGGUUACAUGAUCAAUGCAAUGUCACUGCAAUGGGUACGGACCAUCCUGAUAAAACUGGUACACACACUGAUACACACAACUGUCAAGACCACAUGAUAACCAUGAUCACAACAAUGAUACACACACACUGUACAACAUGUACACCACACACUGAUACAGCACACACUGAUACACACACUGUACACCCUGUACACUACACACAAUGAUACACACACACACUGUACCAACACACAUGAUACACCACACUGAUACAACAACAUGAUCACACCACUGACACACACCUGACACACGAACUGUACACACACACACUGAUCACAACACACUGAUACACAACAGCACUGACACAAACACACUGAACACACAACAAUGACACACACACAUGAUACACACACACACUGAUACACACACCACACACUGAUACACAUACACACAACUGACACACACCACACACAUGAUACACACACACAUGACACACACACGAACACUGAUACACACACACUGACACACACACACAUGAUACACACACUACACACCACGAUCACCAACACCACACACACACAACACACACACACUGAUACACACACACACACGGACACACACACUGAUACACACACACACACACUGAUACACACACACACAUGAUACACACACACACUGUACAACACACACACACCACUGAUACACACACACACACACUGAUACCACACACACACACUGAUACACACACACACACACACACUGAUACACACACACACACACUGAUACACACACACACCACUGAUACACACACACACUGAUACACACACACCACACUGAUACACAUACACACACUGACACACACACACACUGAUACACACACACAUGAUACACACACACACACUGAUACAUACACACAACUGACACACACACACACUGAUACACACACACACACACUGAUAACACACACACACUGAUACACACACACACUGAUACACACACACACACACACAGAUACACACUGAUACACACACACACACGGACCACACACACAUGAUACAACACACACACACACUGAUACACACACACACACACUGAUACACACACACACUGACACACACACACUGAUACACACACACACACACCCCACACACACACACAACACACAUGAUACACACAACACACACACACUGAUCACAACAUACACACACUGACACACACACACACACACUGAUACACACACACUGACACACACACACACCACUGAUACACACACACUGAACACACACACCACAACUGAUACACACACACACACACACACCACACACACACCACUGAUACACACACACACACGGACACACACACUGAUACACACACACACACACUGAUACACACACACACACACUGAUACACACACACACACACUGAUACACACACACACACACUGAUACACACACACAAACACAGAUACACACACACACACUGAUACACACACACACACACACUGAUACACACACACACACACACUGAUACACACACACACACUGAUACACACACACACUGAUACACACACACACACUGAUACACAUACACACACAGACACACACACACACUGAUACACACACACUGAUACACACACACACACUGAUACAUACACACACUGACACACACACACACUGAUACACACACACACACACUGAUACACACACACACACUGAUACACACACACACUGAUACACACACACACACACAGAUACACACUGAUACACACACACACGGACACACACACACUGAUACACACACACACACUGAUACACACACACACACACACUGAUACACACACACACACACACUGAUACACACACACACACACUGAUACACACACACACACACACACACUGAUACACACACACACACUGAUACACACACACUGAUACACACACACACUGAUACACACACAACACACGUAUGCACACACACAGAUUCACUCACACACAUUAUGAACCAACGUCACUAGCAUUACUCUCAUCUAUGAUAAUAACAAUAAUGUAUGAAGCAUGGGCCUUUAAAUGUAUCCUGUCUGUGUAGCACGCCAGGGGGUGUUGCUCUAUGUAUUCCACUGUGGUCCAGUGUGGUAAAGUUAACACUAAUGUACAAACAGGCCUUAGGGGAGUUUCAACCAGGCCAUUUCAGGAUCCCACCAUUGGAAUCAGAGGAGCACGGAUAAUGGAACACAGAGUAUGAGUGUGAUGUAGUGGUGAUGUUGUUGGUUAUUUUUUUUUGUAAAAGCCAAAACACAAUGGAGGAAUCAUUGUAACUGUUGGCUGAACUUGGUCCAGACCCGUUCCACGCCAACUGAUGAGCUAUACAUUUUAAAAAUGUUUUACUUCAAAUUACACCCACCACUGCCGUGCCAUUAAAAAGAAAUCAACAGUAAAAGGAAAAAAUGUAACAAAAGAAAACCAAAACAUUUUAAUCUUGUGGGUGCAGAAAACCAAUGAUGCCUCUUCUUCUUCUCUUUCCUUAAGGUGCAGAAAACCAAUGAUGCCUCUUCUUCUUCUCUUUCCUUAAGGUGCAGAACAACUAAUGAUGCCUCUUCUUCUUCUCUUUCCCUAAGGUGCAGAACAACUAAUGAUGCCUCUUCUUCUUCUCUUUCCCUAAGGUGCAGAACAACUAAUGAUGCCUCUUCUUCUUCUCUUUCCUUAAGGUGCAGAACAACUAAUGAUGCCUCUUCUUCUUCUCUUUCCUUAAGGUGCAGAACAACUAAUGAUGCCUCAUCUUCUUCUCUUUCCUUAAGGUGCAGAACAACUAAUGAUGCCUCUUCUUCUUCUCUUUCCUUAAGGUGCAGAACAACUAAUGAUGCCUCAUCUUCUCUUUCCUUAAGGUGCAGAACAUGUCCCAGUCCAUCGAGGUGCUGAACCUGCGGACCCAGAGAGACUUCCAGUACAUCAUGAGGAUGGAAGGCCAGUUCAAAGGGAUAAGGUCAAAGUUCAGACAGAUAGAGACCGACAGGAAAACACAGGUCAACAGAAACUUCCAGGUAAGUCGGUUUGAUAGGAAAAUUAGAGGAACAUUUGCAGGGAUCAUACAAUACCCUUUGACAUAAGCGACCAAGCUGUCAAACUAACAUCUUUUGUGACAUCAUGGUCAGGUUGUCAACUGAUUUAUUUUCUAAUCUUGUUACAUGAAAUAUCUUCAAUCAGAAAACAACAGGAAGAUAAUGAUUGAUGUUCAAGGAUGAUAAGAAUUGAUGUUCCAGGAUGAUAAUGAUUGAUGUUCCAGGUUGAUAAUGAUUGAUGUUCAGGGGUGAUAAUGAUUGAUGUUCCAGGAUGAUAAUGAUUGAUGUUCCAUGCAACAUUUUGUCCACUGGGCUUGUGUUUUUCCUUCCCCAGGAGUUGAACUGAAAUGAUAUUGAACCAUAUGUUUCCCCAGGAGUUGAACUGAAAUGAAUUGAACCAUGUGUUUCCACAGGAUUUUAACAGAAUUUAAUUGAACUCUGUGUUUCCUUCUCUAUAGGAGUUGAAGGGUAAGAUGGAGGCCCUACAGCCUCUGAUCCCUGUGUUGAAGCAGUACAAGACAGAUGCCCAGCUCAUCUCCCAGUUUAAACAGGAGAUCAGGAACCUCUCCAUGGUGCUCACAGCCAUCCAGGAGGAGAUAGGAACCUACGACUACGAGGAACUACAACGGAGGGUCCUGAAUCUGGAGAACAGGCUACGCAACUGCAUGAGCAAACUCAGUGAGUCACAUGCACACACGGACACACACACACCAGUGGCGGUUAGUGACGUUCAAGAUUAGGGAGGACAAUUAUUUAUAUUGCAGCAUAUUGGAUGACUGUCAUUCAUAUUCUAUUCACCCAGCUCAAUGUAACAUCGAUAGGUUUAGGCUACUACAUGAUACAGGAUUUGCCCUACACCCGUCACGAGGUUGCUACAACCUAGCCUAUGAAUCAAAGUUUACAACGUAGGUGCACACAGGUCGAGAGACAAUUUGGAGUAAUCAAGGUGACAGACAGUGACACUAUUCAUCACUGCCUUGCACACUCUGGCCUGAAUCUAGUUAAUCUGGGGUGUUAUCAUUAGUCCAAAACAGUUGAAUGUUUUGCACUUAGCUAGCUGGCUAAGGCAACUCUUCCAAGUCAAGGUCAGCUUUCGGUUUUUAUUAAUGUAUUGUCCACAGGGCCUGCAGGUGUAACUGCUAAACUGCUUUGCUGUAACGUUACAAUGUACUGCGUGAUUGUACACAUGGAUUGGAUUGUGGGUUUACUGACGCGUUAGUUCUAGUUUGUUGACUAUAAUGUUACUAUGGUGACAAUGAUGUAGGCUGUGUAGCGGUUAGCGGUUAUGGUAUGAAGGUUUAGCUCGGAGAGGUUUUUUGCGCCUGGUCACAGACAGCUGCUGUGUUGUGCACAAGCGACGGGAAAAGGUGAGAGGAGCGCGUAGAUCGUUGUGAAAAGGAAUUAUACAAUGAGCAAAGUGAUGAUGGUGUUUGUAUGUGGCUGAUAUUAAAGUGAACUGUGUGUGCAGGGGAUCAGGGGUGUAUUCAUUCCGCCGAUUCUGUUCCAAAACGUUUCUUAAACGGAAGUAAACGCAACGAAACGGGGAGGGACCUACGUGAAUUUGUCCAAUUGAAACACGCGUUUUAGGAUAAAUAGCAAUCCUCUCUGUUUUAGUCAUGUUGUUGUAGGCUUACACUGAACAAAAAUAUAAACGCAACAUGCAACAAUUUCAACGAUUUUACUGAGUUACAGUUCAUAUAAGGAAAUCAGUCAAUUCAAAUAAAUUAAUCUAUGGAUUUCACAUAACUGGGCAGGGGCGCAGCCAAUCAGAAUUAUUUUUUCCCCACUAAAGGGCUUUAUUACAGACAGAAAUACUGUCCGGGUGGCUGGUCUCAGACGAUCCCGCAGGUGAAGAAGCUGGAUGUGGAGGUCCUGGGCUGGCGUGGUUACACGUGUGGUCUGCGGUUGUGAGGCCGGUUGGACGUACUGACAAAUUCUCUAAAACAUCGUUGGAGGCGGAUUAUGGUAGAGAAAUUAACAUUACAUUAUCUGGCAACAGCUCUGGUGGACAUUCCUGCAGUCAGCAUGCCAUUUGCAUGCUGCCUCAAAACUUGAGACAUCUGUGGCAUUGUGUUGUGUGACAAAACUGCACAUUUUAGAGUGUCCUUUUAUUGUCCCCAGCACAAGGUGCACCUGUGUAAUGAUCAUGCUGUUUAAUCAGCUUCUUGAUAUGCCACAGCUGUCAGGUGGAUGGAUUAUCUUGACAAAGGAGAAAUGCUCACUAACAAGGAUGUAAACAAAUUUGUGCACACAUUGUGAGAGAAAUACUGUAAGCUUUUUGUGUGUAUGGAAAAUGUCUGUGAUCUUUUAUUUUAGCUCAUAAAACAUUGGACCAACAAUUUACAUGUUGCGUUUAUAUUUAUGUUCAGUAUAAUUAGCUGCAUUAGCUAAGUAAGUGAAAGGUAAACUAAGAAUAAAUUAAUUUGUUCAAAACUGUUUAACUAUUGUCUUUCUCUCUCUUUGAAUCAACUACUCACCACAUUUUAUGCACUGCAGUGCUAGCUAGCUGUAGCUUAUGCUUUCAGUAAUAGAUUCAUUCUCUCAUCCUUUGAUUGGUGGACAACAUGUCAGUUCAUGCUACAAGAGCUCUGAUAGGUUGGAGGACGUCCUCCGGAAGUUGUUAUAAUUAUUGUGUAAGUCUAUGGAAGGGGGUGAGAACCAUGAGCCUCCUAGGUUUUGUAUUGAAGUCAAUGUACCCAGAGGAGGACGGAAACUAGCUGUCCUCCGGCUACACCAUGGUGCUACCCUACAGAGUGCUGUUGAGGCUACUGUAGACCUUCAUUGACCUUCAAUCAGUUAUUUGGUGACGUGAAUAUUUUUAGUAUAGUUUUAUCUAAAAAUGAUAACUUUUUUAAUUUUUCAGUAUUUUUAUUUUCGUGAAAUUCACUGAAUAGGAUGGUCCUCCCAUUGCUCUUCUGAGGAGCCUCCACUGACACACACACUCGAGCCUACGACUAUGAGCAUCUACAGCACAGUCUCAGUGCUCAGUCUGGAGGACAGGCUACAUGGACAUGCACCUUUGUACUCAUAACCAUAGAAAUAUACAGUACAUAUCAUUGGAUUAAGUUAAAAAAUGUACUACUACUACUACUACUGCUACUACUACUACUACUACUACUGCUACUACUACUACUGCUACUACUACUGCUAUUACUACUACUACUGCUGUUACCUGUUACUGGAAAUGUAGGAAAGGAAACUGACGAUGAUACGUUUUUCAUAUACUGUCAUGGUCAAAAGUUUUGAGAAUGACACAAAUACUCAUUUUCACAAAGUCUGCUGCCUCAGUUUUGAUGAUGGCAAUUUGCAUAUACUCCAGAAUGUCAUGAAGAGUGAUCAGAUGAAUUGCAAUUAAUUGCAAAGUCCCUCUUUGCCAUGAAAAUGAACUUAAUCCCCCAAAACAUGUUCACUGCAUUUCAGCCCUGCCACAAAAGGACCAGCUGCCAUCAUGUCAGUGAUUCUCUCGUUAACACAGGUGAGAGUGUUGACGAGGACAAGGCUGGAGAUCACUCUGUCAUGCUGAUUGAGUUAGAAUAACAGACUGGAAGCUUUAAAAGGAGGGUGGUGCUUGAAAUCAUUGUUCUUCCUCUCUUAACCAUGGUUACCUGCAAGGAAACACGUGCCAUCGUCAUUGCUUUGCACAAAAAUGGCUUCACAGGCAAGGAUAUUGCUGCUAGUAAGAUUGCACCUAAAUCAACCAUUUAUCGGAUCAUCAAGAACUUUGAGGAGAGAGGUUCAAUUGUUGUGAAGAAGGCAUCAGGGCGCCCAAGAAAGUCCAGCAAGCGCCAGGACCGUCUCCUACAGUUGAUUCAGCUGCGGGAUCGGGGCACCACCAGUGCAGAGCUUGCUCAGGAAUGGCAGCAGGCAGGUGUGAGUGCAUCUGCACGCACAGUGAGGCAAAGACUUUUGGAGGAUGGCCUGGUGUCAAGAAGGGCAGCAAAGAAGCCACUUCUCUCCAGGAAAAACAUCAGGGACAGACUGAUAUUCUGCAAAAGGUACAGGGAUUGGACUGCUGAGGACUGGGGUAAAGUCAUUUUCUCUGAUGGAUCCCCUUUCCGAUUGUUUGGGGCAUCCAGAAAACACCUUGUCCGGAGAAGACAAGGUGAGCGCUACCAUCAGUCCUUUGUCAUGCCAACAGUAAAGCAUCCUGAGACCAUUCAUGUGUGGGGUUGCUUCUCAGCCAAGGGAGUGGGCUCACUCACAAUUUUGCCUAAGAACACAGCCAUGAAUAAAGAAUGGUACCAACACAUCCUCCGAGAGCAACUUCUCCCAACCAUCCAAGAACAGUUUGGUGACAACCAAUGCCUUUUCCAGCAUGAUGGAGCACCUUGCCAUAAGGCAAAAGUGAUAACUAAGUGGCUCGGGGAACAAAAAACGACAUUUUGGGUCCAGGGCCUGGAAACUCCCCAGACCUUAAUCCCAUUGAGAACUUGUGGUCGAUCCUGAAGAGGCGGGUGGACAACCAAAAAACCCACAAAUUCUGACAAACUCCAAGCAUUGAUUAUGCAAGAAUGGGCUGCCAUCAGUCAGGAUGUGGCCCAGAAGUUAAUUGACAACAUGCCAGGGCGGAUUGCAGAGGUCUUGAAAAAGAAGGGUCAACACUGCAAAUAUUGACUCUUUGCGUAAACUUAAUGUAAUUGUCAAUAAAAGCCUUUGACAGUUAUGGAAUGCUUGUAAUUAUACUUCAGUGUUACCAUAGUAACAUCUGACAAAAAUAUCUCAUAACACUGAAGCAGCGAACUUUGUGAAGACCAACAUUUGUGUCAUUCUCAAAAACGUUUGACCACGACUGUCCAUGUGACUAAUAAAACACUAAAUCUGAAUCAAUUGUCUUCCAAUAUCCCCUCCCGCGAAAGCCUCCCCCGUCCCAGAUGUCCCUGAUAUUAUCAUACCACCCCAUACCCGUAACGCUCUUAACGUUUUUCAUGUACUUUUUAGUGUAUCAGAUAGACUCAUAAGUGAGAUGGAACUGUGUGUUCUAGUCUACAUCCCAAAUGGCACCCUAUUCCCUAUAAAGUGCACUAGUUUUGACCAGAUCCCUGGGAUGGCCAUUUGGGACGCAGCCGAUUUAACUAGAUUACAGAUGAACUAGAUACAGGUAACAGGUGGAGCGUUCCAGUGGUCAGAGGCAUGAAAUUAGCUGUUAAGAACUAACACAGUCAGGGGAAAUCUAAUCGGAGUACUGUGUGUGUGUGUGUGUGUGUUUGUGUCUGUCUGGUCUGGUCUGGUCUGUCAACAGCUUGUGGUAAACUGAUGAAGAUCACUGGACCUGUGAUGGUGAAGACCUCUGGUACACGGUUUGGAGCUUGGAUGACUGAUCCACAGGCCUCCCCUAGAAACAACCGGGUGAGUGGAGGGGGGGAGGGAGGGGGGGGAGGGAGGGAGUGAGGGGGGGAGAGAGAGAGGGAGGGAGGGAGGGAGAGAGGGAGGGAGGGAGGGAGGGAGGAGAGAGAGGGAGAGAGGGAGGGAGGGAGGGAGAGAGGGAGGGAGGGAGGGAGGGAGAGAGAGGGAGAGAGGGAGGGAGGGAGGGAGGGAGAGAGGGAGGGAGGGAGGGAGGGAGGGAGGGAGGGACGGACGGACGGACGGACGGACAGAUAAUGUAGUUUAUGGGUGUAAAAUCAAUUAAUUGACAGUCACAGACGAUGUAGUUUAUGGGUGUAAUAUGCGUUGUAUAUAUACUACCAGUCAAAAGUUUGGACACACCUACUCAUUCAAGGGUUUUUCUUUUCUUUUUUACUAUUUUCUACAUUGUAGAAUAAUAGUGAAGACAUCAAAACGAUGAAAUAACACAUAUGGAAUGACGUAGUAACCAAGAAAAGUGUUAAACAAUUUUUGUUAUAUUUGAGAUUCUUCAAAUAGCCACCCUUUGCCUUGAUGACAGCUUUGCACACUCUUGGUAUUCUCUCAACCAGCUUCACCUGGAAUGCUUUUCCAACGGUCUUGAAGGAGUUUCCACAUAUGCUGAGCACUUGUUGGCUGCUUUUCCUUCACUCUGUGGUCCAACUCAUCCCAAAGCAUCUCAAUUGGGUUGAGGUCGGGUGAUUGUGGAGGGCAGGUCAUCUGAUGCAGCACUCCAUCACUCUCCUUCUUGGUAAAAUAUCCCUUACACAGCCUGGAGGUGUGUUGGGUCAUUGUCCUGUUGAAAAACAAAUGAUAGUCCCACUAAGCGCAAACCAGAUGGACUGUCGUUUCUCUUUGCUUAUUUUAGCUGUUCUUGCCAUAAUAUGGACUUGGUCUUUUACAAAUAGGGCAUUCCAGGUGACUACCUCAUGAAGCUGGUUGAGAGAAUGCCAAGCGUGUGCAAAGCUGUCAUCAAGGCAAAGGGUGGCUACUUUGAAGAAUCUCAAAUAUAAAAUAUAUUUUUGAUUUUGUUUAAAACUUUUUUUUGGGUUACUACAUGAUUCCAUAUGUGUUAUGUCAUAGUUCUGAUGUCUUCACUAUUAUUCUACAAUGUAGAAAAUAGUAAAAAGAAAAAUCCUUGAAAUGAGUAGGUGUCCAAACUUGUGACUGGUACUGAAUAGGAAUAAAUAAACCAUCAGACUAACUACUAAUACUGCUGCUUUCAAAGAGCUUGUCCAACCUUCUGGGGCGGCAGGUGGCUUAGUGGUUAAGAGCGUUGGGCCAGUAACCGAAAGGUCGCUGGUUCUAAUCCCCGAGCCGACUAGGUGAAAAAUCUGUUGAUGUGCCCUUGAGCAGCAAGGCACUUAACCCUAAUUGCUCCUGUAAGUCGCUCUGGAUAAGAGCGUCCGCUAAAUGACGUAAAUUGACUUGUAUGUGGGUCGUUCCACAAAAAGAGGGCCUUUUUUAAGGUUAAACUAUUCCUUUUAAAAUAAUUUAUUUUUCAAAAGAAACGUCUAAUAGUCACUCUUUGUGGCCAUUUUCUGGUGUUUUGUGGUGGAAAACUGAGUGGAUCAUCAACACGUCAACCCUGUUACCCAUAGAUGGACAAAAUAUAUACAUUUUUACAUGAAGCUUGCAUUCACUCCGUGUUAAAUACAACACGCUUCCAUUCCCCCUGUCACAAGGGAAUUUAUGGCUGAUCUAAGAUGAACACUUAAUUUAUUUGGUACUUAAUAUGCACUUAUUGCUAUAAUACGUUUAGUUAUUUAACCUCUUGAGAUGGGAAAACAUGCUUUUUUAUGAAGUUUAACAUGUUUUUGUGACAGAAUGUUAAAAUUAGGUAAAAAAUUAUAAUAAUCUGGACCAAGUUACACUUCAAAAGCUACCGAAUGGCUGGAACGACCCAUGUGCUACGUUCUGACUAAUGUGCCUACAAAGUAGACCUUUAAAUUGUUAAUGUCCUCCUGUACUUUUGUUCUUACCCAGGUCUGGUACAUGGAUGGCUACACCAACAACAAGAUAGUCAAAGAGUACAAGUCCAUAGCAGACUUUGUUUCCGGGGCCGGGUCUCGAACCUACAACCUGCCGUUCAAGUGGGCCGGGACCAACCACGUGGUGUACAACGGCUCUCUGUACUACAACAAGGUCCAGAGCAACAUCAUGGUGCGCUACCACUUCGAGACGGGCCGCGUGGUGACCCAGAGAGCCCUGGAGAACGCCGGCUUCCACAACGUCUACCCUUACACCUGGGGAGGCUUCUCCGACAUAGACCUCAUGGCCGACGAGCUGGGCCUGUGGGCCGUCUACGCCACCAAUCAGAACGCCGGAAACAUCGUCAUCAGCCAGCUCAACCCGGAGACGCUACAAAUCCUCGGAACCUGGAACACGGAAUAUUCCAAACGGAACGCGGGGGAGUCCUUUAUGAUUUGCGGAACACUCUACAUCACCAACUCUCACCUGACUGGUGCUAAGGUCUACUAUUCAUACUCCACCAAGACCUCCAGCUAUGAGUACACAGACAUCCCCUUCCACAACCAGUACUUCCACAUGUCCAUGCUGGACUAUAAUGCCAGGGACCGGGCACUGUACGGCUGGAACAAUGGACACCAGGUUCUGUUCAAC
This is a messenger RNA of Coregonus sp. 'balchen', 20111 nucleotides long. NCBI's taxonomy places the organism in Eukaryota, Metazoa, Chordata, Actinopteri, Salmoniformes, Salmonidae. The record is from the annotation of a GenBank genome assembly.